Molecule: messenger RNA, 3066 nt
Organism: Penicillium malachiteum
Lineage: Eukaryota; Fungi; Ascomycota; Eurotiomycetes; Eurotiales; Aspergillaceae
Product: mannose-ethanolamine phosphotransferase MCD4
Exons: 4
Coding region: 1-3066 (1021 amino acids)
Biological process (GO): GPI anchor biosynthetic process
Cellular component (GO): endoplasmic reticulum membrane
Molecular function (GO): mannose-ethanolamine phosphotransferase activity
Source: RefSeq, a predicted model, not a curated record
AUGGCGCGUCUAGGCCGCGUGGGCUUCCUAGCCCUGGCGGUGGUCUUUCACCUGAUCUAUACAUAUUCAAUUUUCGAUAUUUACUUCGUCAGCCCUAUUGUGAGUGGCAUGCGAUCAUAUGGUGUUGAUCGACCCGCCGAUACUCCUGCCCCAGCUGAGCGCUUGGUCCUCUUCGUCGCCGAUGGUCUCCGCGCCGACAAGGCCUUCCAAGCUUUCCCCGACCCCUCGCCCGAGAACCCCGCCGAACAAAGCGAUGAAUUGAUUCGUUUGGCUCCCUUCAUUCGUUCAAAAGUCCUCUCAGAAGGCACCUUCGGCGUCUCCCACACCCGCGUCCCCACCGAGUCUCGCCCGGGCCAUGUUGCAUUAAUUGCGGGCCUGUAUGAGGAUGUUUCAGCUGUCACUACAGGUUGGAAGCUGAAUCCGGUCAACUUUGAUAGUGUGUUUAAUCAGAGUCGACACACAUGGAGUUGGGGAAGUCCGGACAUUCUGUUGAUGUUCAGGGAGGGUGCGGAGCCCGGCCGAGUCGUUGCGGACACAUAUGGUGAAGAGAUGGAGGACUUCAGUACCGAUGCGCCGCAUUUGGAUACAUGGGUCUUUGAUAAGGUGCAUGAGCUCUUUGAGGCUGCUAAGAGUGAUCCAGAAUUGGAUAGGAAGCUGCGUGAGGACAAGCUGGUCUUCUUCCUUCAUUUGCUGGGCUUAGAUACCACUGGCCAUGCCCAUCGACCUUAUUCCAAGGAAUACUUGAACAAUAUCAAGGUUGUGGAUCGGGGUAUCCAAGCUGUUACCAAACUUAUUGAGGACUUCUAUGCGGAUGACAAGACUGCUUUUGUCUUCACUGCGGACCAUGGUAUGAACGACUUGGGCAGCCAUGGUGAUGGUCACCCAGAUAACACACGAACCCCUCUUGUUGCAUGGGGCUCUGGUGUUGCAAAGCCAGUGUUCAAUACCCCCGGUGCUUUGACCGGGCACGAGGACGGGUUUUCUUCGGAUUGGGGAUUCGACCAAGUCCGACGACAUGACGUUGCACAGGCCGAUGUAGCUGCUCUCAUGGCCUACCUUGUGGGUUUGGAUUACCCUGUAAACUCUGUAGGUCAAUUGCCGCUGGCCUACAUUGAUGGUACUCCCAAGGAGAAGGCGCUGGCCGCCCUUGCCAACACACGGGGAGUGCUGGAGAUGUACCGUGUGAAAGAGGAGCAAAAGAGGUCAGCCAUGAUCCGUUAUGUUCCCUUUGAAGCUCUAUCAGGUGACGGUGAAACUUCCAUUGAGGGUCGCUUCGCAAACCUGAAAGCCCUCAUUUCCAAUGGGGCGUAUGAGGAAUCCAUUGCUCUGUCUUCGGAGCUGUUGGUCGUUGGUCUUGAGGGUUUGCGCUAUCUGCAGACCUAUGACUGGUUGUUCCUGCGCACCCUGGUCACUCUGGGAUAUCUUGGUUGGAUCGCUUAUUCCUUGACCACAGUGAUUGAUUUGCAUGUUUUGCAUGGAACAUCCGACUCUCACCGCACGACAGCCAGUAUUUCGUUCUUUUCGUCGAUUUUGGUGGCAUUGUUCUCCGUUUUUAUGUACCAAGGUUCUUCCUUCCGUUACUAUUUCUACGGAUUAUUCCCUGUGUACUUUUGGGAGGAGGUUUUUGCUCGCAGAAAAGCUCUCAUUGCCGGCCGUGAAAUUCUUUUUGGCCACGUUCGCUCUUUCAGUGGGUAUUUGAGCUUUGGCUUACAGUUGGUGGCUUUUAUUGGUGUAUUGGAAGCACUUGUGCAAGCUUAUUUCUACCGUGAGAUUCUAACUAUUUGCUUUGGAUUGGGGGCCGUUUGGCCCAUUGUGUACGGUUUUGGUUUCAUCCGUCAGCACAUUUUCUUGAUUGCCACAUGGGUCCUUGGCUGCACCCUCAUGGGCAUGUUCACUUUGCUGUCCGUUAUUAAAAUCGAGGACCUUGAUACUAUUACCUAUGGAGGUCUUUUGAUGUUCUUCACCGGUGUUCUUUACUUGAUGUUUGAAGAUACCAUUCUUGGGAAGAGCAGUUCUGCACCUAAAAGUCCAGGGGCAUUGAGCACUCUUGGAUCACGGGUUGUCAUGGGCACCCAGGUUGGGCUGGUUCUUCUGGCCCUCAUUGUUACCCGAUCCAGUGUCUCCUUCCUUCAGGCUCGACAGGGUCUACCUCUUGGAAAUCAAGUCGUUGGCUGGAGUGUGCUUGGCGCCUCCGUAGUUCUCCCAUUCUUCCACCGAAUCUACCCCAACAGUCACUAUCUACACCGUCUCAUGGUGAUUUUCUUGACUUUCUCCCCCGCCUUCAUUAUUCUCACAAUCUCAUGGGAGGGCUUGUUUUACUUUGUGUUCUGCAUGACUGUGCUCACAUGGGUUCGCCUUGAGCACGCCGUCUACGUUCACACCGGGCCCAAUACGACCAAGUCGUCAGAAUCUAGUAACGGAUCCGCGGUGACAGCGGAGUCCAAAUCUACCGCUUCAGCGACUGUCGACGGCCAAACCUACUACUACCGUACCCUUGCGGUCUCCGAUGCUCGCGUGGCAUUGUUCUUCCUCUUCCUUCUCCAGUCGGCAUUCUUCAGCACCGGCAAUAUCGCAUCUAUCUCCUCUUUCUCUUUGAACAGUGUCCGCCGCCUCAUCCCUGUCUUCGCGCCUUUCAGCCAAGGAGCGCUUCUGAUCUUCCAGAUCCUGAUCCCCUUUGCCAUCAUCAGUGCAAACCUGGGUAUUCUCAACCGCCGUCUGCAGGUUGGACCCAGCGCACUGUUCAUGGUAGUCAUGUCCAUUUCGGACGUGAUGACCCUGAACUUCUUCUACAUGGUGCGUGACGAGGGUUCCUGGCUAGAUAUCGGUAUGACCAUCAGCCAUUACUGCAUUGCCAGCAUCCUCUGCAUCUUUGUCGCAGGUUUGGAGUUUGUGAGUGAGCAGUUUGUUAGCGGUGUGGACUUCGGUUCCGCUGCUGCUGUUGUGGCGCGGGUGGUUAAUGAAACCGCGGAGUGUGGCCAUGAAGCUAAGGCUCAGCCAGCUCAGCCAACUCCUGCCUCUAACCCCAAGCCUAAAGGCAAGGGUAAGAAGGGCCGAAAGGCUCACUAA